Molecule: messenger RNA, 453 nt
Organism: Cyclocybe aegerita
Lineage: Eukaryota; Fungi; Basidiomycota; Agaricomycetes; Agaricales; Hemipholiotaceae
Source: the annotation of a GenBank genome assembly
AUGUUCUGGAGUUUUACGUUACCGACGCUCCUUACGACCUUUCUCUUGCUCCUCGUUGACUCGUCUUCUGGCGUCUGCCUGCCUUGUCAAACACCGGCUCGAAGAGCUACUUCAUGGGACCUCUCAAUCUCCUCCCGCGCCGUCAACACUCCUAAAAUCACGAACCCCACAGACAAGACGGUGUGGACCAUAGGUUCCGAUACCGUAGCUACGUGGGACACGCACGACGUUCAGAAGGGUACGAAUCCCAAAGGCACUCUGUUUCUCGGUCAUCUGGAAAAUGGAAGCGAUGACGAACAUCUGGAUAUGCAACGUCCACUUGCUUCAAACUUCCUUCUUAGACAAGGCUAUGUGAACUUUACGUGUCCUAACGUCGCAGAGGGACAGAGAUAUAUUGUCGUUUUGGUCGGUGAUUCUGGGAAUCGCAGCCCCGAGUUUAAGAUUAGGAAAUAG